Messenger RNA from Schizophyllum commune H4-8, 1179 nucleotides. Its product is annotated as glycoside hydrolase family 28 protein. NCBI's taxonomy places the organism in Eukaryota, Fungi, Basidiomycota, Agaricomycetes, Agaricales, Schizophyllaceae. The record is from RefSeq and is a predicted model, not a curated record. Gene Ontology annotation, biological process: carbohydrate metabolic process. The transcript has 11 exons. Gene Ontology annotation, molecular function: polygalacturonase activity. The coding region runs from base 1 to 1179 and encodes 392 amino acids.
AUGCGGUUCCACCUCAGGGCAGGCUUCUUCGCGUUGCUCGCCGCGCGUGCUAUCGCAGCAGCGGACUGCACGCUCAGUCAAACUGGCGCAGACGAUGCACCUGCCUUCCUUGCUGCAGUUACGGACUGCGACACGAUUACCAUUCCUGCCGACACGACGCUUAACAUCAGCACUCGGCUGAACAUGACCGGCCUCUCGAACACGCAUAUUGACCUGCAAGGGACGAUUGCCUUCAAUCCAGACAUCCCGUACUGGAGCGGUAACGGCUUUCACUUCGACUUCCAAAAUUCCAUUACGGCUUGGCUCCUGGGCGGAACUAACGUCACCUUGAGCGGGGGAGGAACGCUAGAUGGGAAAGGACAGCCCUGGUAUGACGAGUUCGCCUCGAACUCAUCCCUUCUGCGGCCCAUCAUCCUCACGGUCUACCAAGGCGACGGUGUCACAGUCAAAGACAUCGCGAUGGUCAACGCGCCCAUGUGGGUGAACCUGGUCUAUGAAUCCAACAACGUGAUCUACGACAACAUCACUAUCACCUCCGAGUCCACGAGUGACAACGAAGCGAAGAAUACCGAUGGCUGGGACACCUACCGCUCGGACAACGUGGUUAUCCAGAACUCGGUGAUCAACAAUGGCGAUGACUGCGUGUCCUUCAAGCCGAACUCGACGAAUAUCUUGGUAUCGAACUUGGAUUGUACGGGGUCACACGGCAUCUCCGUGGGCUCGCUCGGCCAGUAUCCCGAGUACUACGAUAUCGUGGAGAAUGUCACCGCUAUCGACAUCAAGAUGUCCAAGGCCCAAAACGGUGCGCGCAUCAAGGCAUGGGCCGGCCCCGACGUUGGCUCCGGCAUCGUGCGCAAUAUCACCUUCCAGAAUUUCGUGGAGAGUGAGGUUGAUAACCCGGUGGUCAUUGACCAGUGCUACUUCACCGACGAGGACGAGUGCGCGGAGUACCCCUCGAACACGUAUAUCGAGGAUGUAUGGUUCAACAACAUCACCGGCACCGGCACGGACGAUGUCGUUGCGUCCAUCGCCUGCUCUCCGGACGGACGGUGCUCAAACAUCAACGUGAAUGAUCUCAGCCUGACGGGUCCGGACGGCGAUGCGAAGUAUGUUUGCGAGAACGUGGAGUUGAGCGGGAAUGCGGUUGGCUUGUUCGCCGAGUGUACGAACACGGCGUAG